Messenger RNA from Cyprinodon tularosa, 4650 nucleotides. It is a transcript of the gene fgf11a, whose product is annotated as fibroblast growth factor 11a. Gene Ontology annotation, cellular component: cytoplasm. The record is from RefSeq and is a predicted model, not a curated record. Gene Ontology annotation, molecular function: fibroblast growth factor receptor binding; growth factor activity. The transcript has 6 exons. Bases 941 to 1690 code for a protein of 249 amino acids. Gene Ontology annotation, biological process: positive regulation of protein phosphorylation; positive regulation of gene expression; positive regulation of cell population proliferation. NCBI's taxonomy places the organism in Eukaryota, Metazoa, Chordata, Actinopteri, Cyprinodontiformes, Cyprinodontidae.
UGCACUGUGAACAGGGACGAAUGAGACACCGAGUCAUACACACACACAUUUUCAUGCAUGCUGCUUCUGUCACACACCUUCACCUUGUGCUGCCGCUCCAUCUACACGUGCACAGACUCCUUCUGCAAAGGCUGAGAGGUGCCCCAUCCUUUGACUUGUCCUCCAAACAUUUAUGGAGCCACUUACACUACGACCGGACCCGACCACUGUCAGCCACCGGUGGAGUCCCUCGGAUGAGAAGUGCAAGUGAUCGGAGGGGUUAUGCCAGAAGAGCUGGAGAGAGAGCCUGGAAUCAAGGCACACUCCAUUCAUCAGACAACGCGUCCCUUCACAGGCUUGCAGACCUAAUAACUCAGGCCGGACAAGACUCCUUCAUCUACUUGUCUUGCUCUGACAUGGUCAGAAAUGGAAAAAUUUUAUUGGUGAAGGACACAAGGUGAAGUGUUGAUAUCUGGACAAUUUUUAUUCAGACUCAGCUGUUAAAGUAGGAUACCUUUGAUUUGUGUUUGGUCUCAUAAUGUGGCGGAUGGUUCAGUGUCCUUUUUGGACUUGGUCGAGCUGAACUUGACUGGAGCCGGAAGUGCUCUCGGAGGACUUUGAGGAGUAAAAGCGACAUGCCUUUUCCUAAAAGAAGAACAGCAACUUCCACCCAAAAAAGAAUUGAUUGCUUCACCCUUUUCCCUGGCUGUCAUCAAAUUUGCAUGGGAUUUUAAAGUAGCCACCCUGAUUUCUUCUCUGUUUUUUGUAUCUUCCUCCUCAUUUCUUUUGCUGUCCAGAAUCAGAACCCCUACUUCUUUUUCUGUUCUGCUACUUUUCUUUAGCAGUAAUUCAUCGCCCUGGGUGAGCAGGUGCUGGGGGUGGCCCCUGGAACCCCUGGACACCUGGGCGCCACCGAGCCACCAAAGGCCGGCGAGGCAAGGUAAGGCUCGGUGCUGGGAAGAUGGCCGCUCUUGCCAGCUCCCUUAUUCGCCAACGAAGGGAGGUCAAGGACCCCCAAGCAAACCGACAGAUUGCCAGCAAGCGCAAACCCUGCCCAAAAAGCAACAAGUCACUCUGCCAGAAACAAAUCCUCAUAUUAAUAUCAAAAGUUCGACUAUGUGGCAGUCGAGGGAGAAAAAUGGAAAAAAGACCCGAGCCCCAGCUGAAGGGCAUUGUCUCACGGCUCUACUGCAGACACGGAUUCUACCUCCAGAUGCUGCCGGAUGGCACCAUGGAAGGCACAAAGGACGAAAGCAGCUCCUUUUUGCAGUUCAACUUGAUUCCUGUGGGACUCAGGAUAGUGGCCAUCCAGAGCACCAAGACGGGGCUCUACAUCGCCAUGAACAGCGAGGGCUACCUCUACACCUCGGAACACUUCACACCGGAGUGUAAGUUUAAAGAGAGCGUCUUUGAGAACUACUACGUCACCUACUCGUCCAUCCUGUACAGACAAACCCAAUCGGGGCGAGCCUGGUACAUCGGCAUCAACCGGGACGGACAAGUCAUGAAGGGGAACCGCGUCAAGAAGACCAAGGGUGCUGCUCACUUCCUACCCAAGCUAAUUGAAGUGGCGAUGUACAGGGAGCCCUCCUUACAUGAUGUUGCUGAACAGAGUCCACCUAGAAAAACACCCAAGACCUCCAGUGACUCACCUGUGCUUAACAACGGCAAGAAAGAUGCUCAGUCCAAAACCAAAACCUCCUCUUCCUAGCACUGAGAGACACAGAGGGUGAACAAUCUAGGGUGACAGUCACCAGCGGACAUCUAAAGGACAUCGUUGAUGCAAACUUCAACCUCUUGCCUGGGAUCUGAACCUGAAGCUUUCUGGUGUUAAAGCGUCAAUGCAGGGAGAAGUUUGAGAAGGGGGAAGUCCCCCCUUUUUCUUCUUAGACCUCUACCACACCAGCUCUCCACCUUCUUAUUAAAGAGCGCUCUACGGUCAGCUGAACCUGGGGUGUAUAAGCAAUAACUCAGUAUAGAGCUGAACAGUGGCCUAGUGUUUUAAAGCAUGUCACCACAGCCUGUUUCACCAGCUGGAAGGACGCCCUCCAGCCGUCAUGCCAGCGAGAAUUCCUCCGGUCAACCAAAUAUCCCAGCAAGGUCUUCCUGGUUUCGCCGUGAUGGGUGCAAUGAGAAAAUCUGCACAUUUUUCACAAAUGGCUUUUUAUUUCCCUGCAGGGUUUUCUGCUAAUGUUAGCUUGACACAAAGCCAUGUUAAAGUAAGGCUGUCACACUGUUUCAUCUCUACAGCCAUCUGCUCUGUCCACAUCUUCCGUUUGCGUCAGCGACUUUCAGAGAUGGCCUAGAUCUUGUCAGCCAUGUUUGUGUGUGUGUGUCUAAACAUAUGAAACUUCUUUUCCCUCAUCUUUAGCACCAUUUGAUUUGUGAUCUGGUGUUCUUAAGUAAAAAACUUAAUUCUGUGAUCAUUACAACAUGCACACCAGCACUGGUGCAUUGAUAUACUCACACAGUGACAGGUGUGUAUUUUCUGGGAGAUGAUGAAGAUAUGACGGGUAGUAAUUGUAAUAGCAUUGAAAAAAGCCUUUCUUUUGCACAAACCCUCAAGCGCCACAUAGCAUCUGCGUGUCAUCGUCUUUGACUUAAAAUAUGCAGAAUAGUAUCUUUCAUAAUUAAAUUCCAACUGUGCUACAAAUCUAAGUUAUGUUUUAUAUGCAGAUAAAGAGCCAAAAUGUAAAAUAUGUUUUUUUAUAUUACCAAUCCAAGUUAUUCUGCUAAAUUUUUAACUCUAAUUUAGCCCUAUUUUAUGUUUUUUGCUUAAUUUUAUUGAUAUUUGAAAACUAUGUUAUGUAGUUUGGUUCCACAUGUUGUUGACGUCUAAAUUUGCUGAUGUAAGAAAGGUAAGAGGAGGCUAAAAUGGUAAAUUAUCAAGCAUAUUUCACAUUUAAACUAUGAGAUUAGAGCAGUGUUGCAUUUCUUUUCAGUUUACCUGCUGUGCCCAACACUCAGAGAGAAAAAAAAUUCUCAGUUAUAAGUAUAGCUAACUUUUUUGCCCUAACAAGUCAAAGACUCAAGGUAACGAUUCAGUGGAUAGAACGUAAUGGCCAUUGAGAGUCAAGCUACCAAUUACACAGAUGAGCUAACAACUAUUCAGUGGAGAUAGUUGUUUCUCAGAGUAAAAUAAGAAUACAGCCCAUCUUAAAGCUGUACAGAGUCAAUAGAUAUUCUUAAAUCUGAGCUAACAUCUACACAGGCAGGAGCGCUGUUCAAAUUCAGUUUCACACUCCAAAGGUUAGAAGUACGUGGCUGUGAUAUUAGACUGGCUAAACUUCACAAGGUUUUUCUGCCCUCACCUCAGUAUAACGGUUAUCACCCUCAGCCACCUUAAUAUUCAAUGUUUCAGCAAUGCAAACUUUAAUGUCUCUUAUAACAGAUCUAUGCUCUUCCCCUAACUUUAGUCAUCCUGUGAGCCCCAAGUUUGCUGACAUUUAAACAUUAUUAAUACAAUUCGGAACUUACCUAUGUCUUUUUAAUAGGUUUUACAACAAGUACCAAAGUUUCUUAACAAAGAGGUAAAAGGCCAAAUGGAUAAAGCACACUAUAAACAAUAUAUUUUUUUUCAUAUUAAAUUUCCUGGGUAAUACUGUAUGCCCAGUGGGGUAAUUGCUUAUAGCCUAAUGGUAAUGUGCUACAGAAAACAAAGAGAGUGCCAUAUGUUCAGGAACUGGUUGUAAAGCAACACAAAAGAUCUGGAUGAUGAAAAAUGGGUCGGAUAAAGGAGGCAAAGGACAUUUUAGAAAGGGUAAUUAGCGAUGAAAUGCAGAACAAAAAGAAAUUAAAGAGGGAUUUAUUGCGCCGGACGGAUGCACGUUUUUGCACGCCUGUCCUUUCAUGCAUAAUCCUCUGGUCCCUUGAUCCUAUGGUUGUAAAUAAUUAAAAGUGAUAACCCGUUCGAGCAAAGCAUUGAGCAAAAUACUCUGUUAUCUUGGAGAUAAAGGAAAUUGAAAGCAGUAAGUUGAUGAACAAAUAUUAAAGAAAUUAAAUCUAUUAAGAGAUAAAAUGUGUAGGCAAGAAGGGCUUAAAAAAAUUAAAAAUAUAUAUUUUCUCCAGUACAGAUGCUUUUACACUCACUUUCACACUAAAGGCCUUUAUUUAAUCACUUAAACAGACCUUUGGGAUGGUUGUGUUUAAGCACACAGCCCCAAUGAUCUCUUUAUCCAGUCAUAGCAAAUUAUUUGUGAUUUAUGAAUACUUUAUAAAAUAAGGUUCUAGCAUGCUAGAGAUAUAUUAGUUGGAUAUAAUGUAAUAUUUUUUUUAUGAAUAUGACCAUCUAAGAGAUUUUAUAUAACAUUUUUCCAAGGUUUGGAAGUCUGUGUAGUAGAUUUCCAAGACUGUUUAUUAGUCAUGAAGUUUGAUGUGUGUUUAAAAGAAAGAAUUAAAAGUAAACCUGCUAAGGGCUAAAGCUCUUUUUUAAGGGAAUUAUGUGUGUUAUGCAGUGAAUACUGUAAGGAAUUGUUUAUUUCAAACAGAUAGCAUUUAGGACUCAAUUUAUAGGUUUUAUCAAAUACUUUUUAUAAUACAUUAUGUGUGGUAAUCAGAGAUGGCAAAAGUACUCACUUUCUGUACUUGAGUAAAAGUACAGAUACUUGUGUUAAAAAAUACUCUGGUAAAAGUGGAAGUACUGAUUAAACUUCUUUACUCAAGUAAAAGUAA